UGCUGCUGCAAAUUGCGGGAGCCCGCCUGCCAGGAUCGCUUUUGGCGUUGCACAAGCGCUGUGUGUGCUGCGCCUCCGCUGCGGUGGCGUUUCAGCCUUUUUGCCUAGGCUGGGCCUCUCCCAAAAGCUGGAGAGCCCUCUCUAAAGCCGCCUAUACGGCCGCAUCAAUCUCAAGCUCAGUGGAGCAGGCCAAACGCAUCAAGCACAGACAAUUCGCACCGAGAAAACGCCGCAGCGGCCAUGCGUGCGGCAAUGCCAGCCAUCCUGCUGCUGCUCUCCCAGCCCAGCCGCAGCCUCAGCCCCCAAGCGCGGCGCACGCCCCACGCGGGCUACCACGGCCAGGGGCAGACCGACUUCUUCGUUUUUAACCGGCGUCCUAUGUAUUUACUUCACGUCGCGGCGAUGGCGUGCACGCCCAUGCCGUCACGCGUCGGCGCGGUGAGAGAGAGGGACCGCCGGACACGCCCCACACUAAAGAAAAACGAACGCAGGAGGGCUGGUACAACCGGAUCACCCUACCCGAGAACGAGCAGUCGUUCGCGUUCAUCUACGCGAUCUUCGACCCGGGCCGCCGGACGGCGCGGUCGGGCGUCGACGCGCAAGUCCUUGCCUCCACGGCGGACGCCGCAAAAGCGAUCUGCGCGUCUUCAACAGAUUGCUCGCCCUUCGCCGCGGCCCCCCACGACCUGUCGCUGCGCUACGCCGGCGAUACCUUCUCGUUCGCGAUGACGUCCGUCCAACACCGGGGCCGCCUCGACGGCGUCACGUGGGACUUUCGCGUCCGCCCGGACGUCGGCUGGGGCGGGCGCUUCGGCGACGCGCGGCAGUACUCGACGGCGGGCUGGCUCGCGGCGCUCGGGCCGCUCCUGAGCCCGCACUACCAGGUCCUCAUGUCCCUGGGCCACGCGACGGGCUGGGUCGAGAUCGAGGGGCAACGGACGGCGUUCGUCGACGCCCCGUUCUACGCCGAGAAGAACUGGGGCCGCGGCUUCCCGCGCAAGUGGUGGUGGCUCCAGUGCAACGCCUUUGAUGCCGUCGAGCCGGCGUCGCAGCUGACGCUCACGGCGACGGGCGCGCGGCGGAGCCUGCUGGCCGGCGGGGCGCUCGAGCGCGAGGAGGACGUCGGGCUCGUGGGCAUCCAUUUGGACGGAGAGUUCUGGCCCUUCCCCGAGGUCGAGUGGACCGUGGCGCCGUGGGGCGCGUGGCGCGUGACCGCGUCCUACGCCGACCGGGGCACGUCCUGCACGAUCGAGGCCGAGACGGACGACGAGGGCUGCGCGGUGCGCGUGCCGUCGAAGAGCGGCAUGGUCGACGGCGCGCGGGAGACGUACCGCGGUACUCUGCGCGUGACGAUGUUUGACAACGGCCGCGAGGUCGUGUCCGCCACGACGAGGCACGCCUGCCUCGAGACGGGCGGCGAGUUCGACGCGGAGUGGGCGGCGGCCUCGGCCAUGACGGAGCCGCUCAAGUCCGUGGCCUACAACGUCGAUUUGGAGAGGGCUAUAUCGUCGCGGCUCGACGCGGCGCGGCGGCGCGGGGUUAUCGACGUGCCUGGGUUAUAGACGUUGGCGACCUAAGUAUUCUUGUUGUUACGCGCAGGG
This is a messenger RNA of Pelagomonas calceolata, 1601 nucleotides long. The record is from the annotation of a GenBank genome assembly. NCBI's taxonomy places the organism in Eukaryota, Pelagophyceae, Pelagomonadales, Pelagomonadaceae.